AUGGAGGAAACAAGGGUGUCGCUUGUUUUCAUUGUCUUUGUAGGGUUUCUUGUGGGUUCUGAAGGAGUGACCAGUAGUAGUGAGAAGGAAAAGAAAAAGGAGGUCUAUGAUGCCAAAAAUUUUGGGGGAUACGGUGGAUAUGGAGGGAAAGGAGGUUAUGGAGGGAAAGGAGGUUAUGGCGGAUACGGUGGAUAUGGAGGGAAAGGAGGUUAUGGCGGAUACGGUGGAGACGGGGGAUACGGAGGGAAAGGAGGUUAUGGUGGAUACGGUGGAGACGGGGGAUACGGAGGGAAAGGAGGUUAUGGCGGAUACGGUGGAUAUGGAGGGAAAGGAGGUUACGGCGGAUAUGAUGGAGACGGGGGAUACGGAGGGAAAGGAGGUUAUGGCGGAUACGACGGAGAUGGUGGAUAUAGAGGGCCUAAAGGAGGUUAUGGAGGAGACGAUGGAUACGGUGGAUAUGGAGGGCCUAAAGGAGGUUAUUGGGGGUAUGGAGGAUAUGGGGGUAAGAGAGGGUAUGGAGCAUAUGGGGGUAAGGGAGGGUUUGGAGGGUAUGGGGGAUAUGAUCAAGGAAGAGGAGAUCGUUUUAAAGAUGAUCGAGAUGGAAAGGGAGACCGUUCUGAAGAUGAUCACGGUGGGAAAAGAGACAGCCCUAAGUAUGAUUAUGGUAGGAAAGGAGGCGACCCAAAAUAUGAUGAUGGUGGGAAAGGAUAUAUGCCUAAAGGCGAUGGUGGAGCUGGCGGUAAUGGCUAUCCAUAG
This is a messenger RNA of Pyrus x bretschneideri (Chinese white pear), 756 nucleotides long. Its product is annotated as glycine-rich cell wall structural protein-like. NCBI's taxonomy places the organism in Eukaryota, Viridiplantae, Streptophyta, Magnoliopsida, Rosales, Rosaceae. The coding region runs from base 1 to 756 and encodes 251 amino acids. The transcript has a single exon. The record is from RefSeq and is a predicted model, not a curated record.